Suillus paluster is the source of this 573-nucleotide messenger RNA. RefSeq lists its product as uncharacterized. The transcript has a single exon. The record is from RefSeq and is a predicted model, not a curated record. Bases 1 to 573 code for a protein of 190 amino acids. Lineage: Eukaryota; Fungi; Basidiomycota; Agaricomycetes; Boletales; Suillaceae.
AUGAAGGGGAGAAACCAGGACCCUGCCACCCAAAUAGCCCACAGAGCGAAAAUCCUGGCCACCUCUAGCAGAGAUGUAUCCCCUAUGAAGAGGAGAAACCAGGACCUUGCUUCCAAAUUAGCCCCCAGAGCGAAAAUCCUGGCCACCUCUAGCAGAGAUGUGUCCCCCAUGAAGGGGAGAAACCAGGACCUUGCCACCCAAAUAGCCCCCAGAGCGACAACCCUGGCCACCUCUAGCAGAGAUGUAUCCCCCAUGAAGGGGAGAAACCAGGACCCUGCCACCCAAAUAGCCCCCAGAGCGAAAAUCCUGGCCACCUCUAGCAGAGAUGUAUCCCCCAUGAAGGGGAGAAACCAGGACCUUGCUUCCCAAUUAUCCCCCAGAGUGAAAGUCCUGGUCACCUCUAGCAGAGAUGUGUCCCCCAUGAAGGGGAGAAACCAGGACUUUGCCACCCAAAUAGCCCCCAGAGCGAAAAUCCUGGCCACCUCUAGCAGAGAUGUAUCCCUCAUGAAGGGGAGAAACCAGGACUUUGCCACCCAAAUAGCCCCCAGAGCCAACAAGAAAGUGAAAAGGUGA